GGAGGUUUUGCGCGGGCUGGUAUGUAUGGCUCUGGUGUCUCUUCUGACUAUGGCAUCUCCUUCCUUUAUGCCGAGUGCUGUCUGCUUGUAGACGGUGGUCUUGUAGACUAGCAGGUAGAGAUUUGCGCACUCGUGCAUUUGCUCGACGAACCUCUGGACUACCUACAACAACGUCUAUCCCUGCAGAUGUAGUAUGGAGCGAUGUCCAAACAACUCACAUCAGACAACGUUGUGGCGUCUUGGCAGGGCAGACCACCCAUAGACGGAUAGUGCUUACACUGCCACCCAGAGUUAAAACCAUAAGGCUACUCAUGGACUUGUGGGUUUAGUUGGUACCUCUCAUCUGUAGUGUUCACGAUGCGAUUCCCGCUUCGUUUGCCCGGCUCGAGUAAAAAGGAAGACGUUAUCUAUUGUGAAGUCGAGGUCGAUCCCAAUGAAUCAAACAACAGCAUUCAUGGCCGCGUGCCCAAAGUUGCUGGCUGGCCUACGGUACCAAGGCGCGUGGGGGGCUUCUCGUUGUGGAUAGUCGCCGACUUGGUUCUACUACUCAUGCCCAUCGCGUUUAUAGUGCUGGCUGUUUUGGCUUAUCGACUGGACCGCGAGCCAAUCUCAGACCAUGGCAAGGCAGUCAAGUUUGCAACGACUCUGGGUCCGACGGUUUUUCCUCUUGUGUUUGCCGCGCUGGGUGGGAGGAGCUUGAAGAAGAUUGCGUUGUGGAAGGCUGAGAGGGGGACUACACUGGGGGCUCUGGAACAUCUGAUUGGGAGUCAAAGCCUAGUCGCUGCAUUUGGACAUGCGGUAGCCCUUCAUUCCGUGGACAUCCUCUCGCUCAGCAUUCUUGUGCUAUGGAUGCUAUCUCCCCUCGGAGGGCAGAGUGCAUUGCGAUUGAUGCACGAGACCAACUCCACCGUGUCCGAUGUGGGACCCGUCUACUAUGCCGACGUGAAUGCAGCCAGCGCAUUUCCGAGUCAGUCCGACAACGUCGAUGCGGUGAAUCUCGUCAGUGCAGUAGUUUCAGCGAGCCUCGCGACUGCAGACACAUCAGACAACACGACUACAGACGCCUGGGUCCACCCCAAGAUACCCCGUCUUGCAGAAAUCGAACGAGACGAAGCGAGAAACGCCACUGAACGCCCUUGGAUGUCCGUUGCCGACAACACCAACCUGGGCUAUGCUUCGUUGACUGGCAUUAACGUGAUGAACUUACGACAAGGCAGUGAUUCCAAUUUUACAAUUCCGGCCGAGUACAUGCAUUUGGGCUGUGAACUGAAGAUUGCCGGACCGGGAACGCAAGACACUAUCGAUUAUCUGAAUGGAUUAGGAACCGCUCGCCAUCCUUACUAUGAGAUCCUAGCCAAUGGGACGGAUUCGUCCGUCAUCACAGCCGGAAGCAUGUUUAGCAAGACGAGCUUCUUCAUCUACGGAGUCAACGCCAAAGGAGACAACACAACUGGAGAGAUACCAAGUAAGCUUCUCUACGGCGCUAAUAACUUCAACGGCGAUGCGUUUCUUUACGAGUGCUCUUUGGGAAGCGUUCUGGUAGAAGCAGAGGUGACUUGUCGCUCAGCCUCGUGUGUCGUCGAACGCCUCCGCCGCCUCUCAAUACCGAGGGCAGAUCGGAACGCUACGGCAGGCCUCCCAUGGGACGUUGUAAACGUCGGACACUGGUACACAUACUUCACGCGACACAUCCCCGGCAUCGCAGGCACGACAUCCAUAUACAAAAACCAUCCCAUCGACAACUACGUCUACGGAGAGAACCCAUGGAGUUCCUGGGGCGCACACGAUGCGACUUCUCCCCCGUCGUACCACAACUGGACCACUAUAAAAGCAGAGGAUAUGUCCAAGCGGCUGACCAGAGUGCUGAAUACGUACUGGGACUCCAGCCGCUGGAUGCUGGCCAGUACGCGGAACGACCCGUACGGGACGUCGUCGCUGAAUACGACGACCCAUCAGCCGUUCCCCAGCAUGACCAUGAAGAGCACGGAUGCGGUCUUCACCCGCCAGAUCACCAUCUACAAGGCGAAUAUCCCGUGGGUGGUGUCGUUGAUCGCGUGUUCGCUUGUGCUGCUGGUGUUUGGCGCUGCCAGCUUGGUUUUGUCGCUUGGAGUUGUGGCGCCCGAUAUCUUCGACUAUGUGUCGUCCUUUACACGAGAUAAUCCGUAUAUUGCGGCGCCGGUGGGUGGCUCAGGGCUUGACGGCGUGGAGCGAGCGCGCUUGCUGAAGAGAAUGAAGGUGCAGUUGGGGGAUGUGGAUAAGAGUGAAGAUGUGGGUUAUAUUGCAUUGAGGAGUGUGGAUGGCAAGAAAGAUUGCGAGGAUGGGAGAAUCAAAAAGGAGAGGACGUAUCGCUGAACGACUAUGUUGGAUUGGCUUGGUGCAUUGUUGGGUCUGAUUUCUGCUAUAGCGAAAAGCUAACAGGCAAGAUGAUUCAAUUACCUACACGACCAUGUACAGUUGAACAAGCUCAUUCGCUUUGUUUCUAACACACAAUACCGCCCUUCUAGGAGAAUUCAGUCACUAAUUCUC
Dothidotthia symphoricarpi CBS 119687 is the source of this 2526-nucleotide messenger RNA. RefSeq lists its product as uncharacterized. The record is from RefSeq and is a predicted model, not a curated record. Lineage: Eukaryota; Fungi; Ascomycota; Dothideomycetes; Pleosporales; Dothidotthiaceae. The coding region runs from base 358 to 2352 and encodes 664 amino acids. The transcript is spliced from 3 exons.